Messenger RNA from Rhagoletis pomonella (apple maggot), 5387 nucleotides. RefSeq names its product ecdysone-induced protein 74EF. The transcript is spliced from 5 exons. Bases 1701 to 4769 code for a protein of 1022 amino acids. NCBI's taxonomy places the organism in Eukaryota, Metazoa, Arthropoda, Insecta, Diptera, Tephritidae. The record is from RefSeq and is a predicted model, not a curated record.
UUUGCAAACAACAGUCGCACUUUGACGGAUAAAAACGCACAGAAUUUUUUUCUAUUUGUCAUUUAAUUGAUUGUAGGUGCUUGCUGCCUGCUACACAGGCCAUGUGUAUGCGUGUGCAAUACUUUUUGCAUAGUUACUCGGGUUUUCCGGUGUUCUCUGACCUCCUACUCGUCUGCGUUUGGCCUGUGCGUGUGUGUGCGAAGUAGAUUUUACCAGUGCUUUUGGCAGUGAUAAGGAAUAGGAAAUUUCGAUCGCGCGCGGCGUUGUUAGUUUGUAUUCGGUCGCUCUGUGGAAAUUGGGCAGAAAAAACAUAAAAAAUAUAACCUACCUAUACAUAUAUUUGUAACGGUUUUAACUUUGAAAAAUUAAUUUUGGAAAUUUGUUGUUUCUAAUUAAUAAAAUAUAACUUGUGCGUUGUAAAACAGAUGCACAAAUGAGCAUUGAAUUGAAUACCAAUUUUAAAAGCGAAUGGCGCCAAAUUACUUCACAUUAGGAAAAAUGUGUAAACUUCAUGCAGCGAAAAUUCCUUUGAAUGGACACAAAGCAAACCAUUUCUAAUCAAAACUUUGAAUGUGCAUCGUGAAAAGUUAUGUUAAACAAACAAAAAAAGAACGUACAUACAUACAUACAUAAGGAAGAAUCAAAACCAAGUAAAUUAAAGUACGUUACUGAGCUGAGGUAACGAAAAAAAUUGCAAAACAUUCUUGUGAGUGAACAGUUGCUUUGAUAAAAGAGUACAAUGGUCAACUUCACAGUGAAAAAAAGAACUUCCGGAAGGGAAGAUUUUAGCUUUUGUCCAACAUUGGGAGUGAACAAAAAGCCAUAGAAGAAAAUUGAAAUAAACAAAUGUGUAUAAGGCAAACAAAGCAAAGUGAAAAGUAAACAAAUGGAACAGUGUUCUUCAAGCUGUGCUAGAAGCAACGGAUUUGCCUAUGCAGCCAAAGGGCGUUUUAUGUCCAGAAAAAUGGACACAGGCGUAAGAGAUUGUUGGUAGGCUUCCGCCUCUGGCAUUAGAACUGACUACAUAGCUGAAGCGAACGAGCUGGUAGAUAGCAUUUUUAUUUCAGGCCUUUGCAUUGGUAGACUAAUAUUUCGCACAAUGAGUGACUAGGUAGGUGGUAAGUCAAGGAUUAAAAUUGUAUGUGUAACGCCUGAUUGACACAACGGCAGUACAUACAUACAUACAUACGUGGCAUAAAUGCAAAAACCGGAAAGAAGUUGAACUUCAGAGUUAUUGAAAAGUAAAAAGUAGUGGGAAUAGUUUUGGAAAAGCUUACAAAAAAGCUGAAUACCGCGUAAGCUCUGAAAGCUGAGAAGACUUAUAGGAAAAUGUUAUGAAAAAGUAAACACAAUGAACGUAUCAAUGGCAUAUAAUAAAAAACCCAAGAUAGAUCCAAAAGUCACGCGCUUUUGUACGCAUUGCGUGAGAAGCAAUACUAGUUUGUACUAUCAAAUGUGCAACAUGCACCAGUGCCAAAUUCACUCGAUCGACAAAGCUUGAAACAUUCUAAGUUCACAGGAGAGAAAUACGCUUAAAGUAUAAAUUACAUAGUUAUGACAGCAAGACAAUCAAGCGUAGCCACAUAUCUCACUAAAGGGCAACAACAAAAAAUUGCAUCAACAGUCGCCUCUAUUUAACAUCACUUCCGCACUGAGCAAAGAAAACCCAAAAAGAAUUUAAACAAAAAAAAACGCCAACUAUGGAAUUUCCAAUUGCGCUUCAGCAUCAGCAGCAACAACGACUCAAUAAAGAUUAUCCGCCAUCACAUACGCCCAAUAUGAGCUAUCCGCCAAACGCGCAAUCGCCGCAUCCGCAAGCAUAUCCCACCGGCUAUGGCGCAUUUGGCAGACCGGCACAUUUUAAUAGCACAACAUAUACAACGCACAUACAACAGCACUACGCUCCCGAGCAGCACCAACAACAACAACAACAACAACAACGACAGUACUAUGACAGUGCAUACGGGCGGCUAAUUGCUGGCAAUAUCUCUGCCAGCAGUGGACCAGUUGACAGCGCUUACAGCAAUCGUGCUCGUUACUUGUCCUAUCAGCAGUCCCUGCCGCCUCACUCAAUACGGGGUAUGUACACACCGGCUGGACAGCAAUUAAUACCGUCAAGUGUGCUGCAUUACCCACCACGUGGCUCACCCUAUCAGCAGAGUGCGCUGCCGUUGCAGCAGCCGCAGCGUUCCCUAACGCAUACGCCAUAUGCUUUACCACAGCACACGCAACCGCAAUCACAACCACAAUUACGACAGCAGCAACAAUCGCAACCACAGCCGCAUUUGCAGUCGCAGUCACCACUACACCAAACAAAAUUAUUCGCGGGGAAUGAAUCGCCACAAAUGCGACUUUAUGGUGACGGUCCCAAUACGGCGCUAGUGCAACAAAAGCCAAUUUAUACGCCAGCAGCGCGGUCAACACCACAUUUAAUUGCCCAUUUGAAUGGUGGCUCACCACCAGCAACGCCAACACCAACGCCACCAUCACCGGCGCCAACAACAACGCCGCCACCGCCAAAUGUAGUGCGGCCACCAUCAACUGACUGUAGCGCCUAUACCAUGCAACUGCAAAGGCAACAACAACAAAUACAACUACUGCAGCAAUAUCGGCAACAGCCGACUUCACAAUCGCCCUCCUCAACGCCGCAAAGACUAUUCAAUAAUACAUUGUCUUCGCCACGCACAUUCGCAGCACAACAGUGUCAAGCGCUUUCCCCUCAGUUAACCCCACCCAUAGUGAAAAUAUUGCCGGCGAGCAGAGAAUCUUCCGAGUUGCCAACAAUAAGCAGAGACGCACGGGAGUGCCGAGAGGAGGAGGAGAAAGAUCGGCAGCCUCCGCAUAGCGUAACUAAUGUCCCAGCUAACAGCGCUGCAUCAUAUUCCGCCACCAAUUUGACCAGCACAAAUACUGUUUGUUCUCCACGAUUGACAGCGAGCUGCAACAGUAGUGACUGUUUUACCACCUCACCGCCGCUAAUAAGCGCCACCGGCACCGACAGCGGUAUCAGCGUGAGCAGCUGCAGCACGCGCGCCCGCAGUGACAGCACACAAAGUACGCCUGUUUACAAUGGCGAAUAUCCAAUGUCGGUGGGCUCGUCGUCUGGUGUGUCCUACCACUGCGCGGAUAUAAAGGAUUUCGAGGAAUUUGGCCGAGAGAAAGAGGAACAAUCAGUGUGCGGUGUGCUUAAUGAAAAUGAAAAUUUGAAAUUAAAGCAGGAAAUCGGCGAAGGCGAAAUUAAUGACGAACGAUUAAAGGUGAGCACCAGUGAUGGAGAAAAUAUGAUAACGUCCAAUAUAAAGAAAGAAUGUGGAGACGCUGAGCCUUUCGCAACUUCAAGUACAGAGGAGAAAAUGACACAUUCCGAUGAUAAAAGGAGCCAAGAUGAUGUGGAGGAAAAUGUGUCUGCAUGCCGCCUGGAAGUUAGCGCCGCUUCUUCGAGUACACCCCUAGAUUCAACAAAACAUUUUCCAGUUAAUUCACCAGCGGCACAACUUCCAGAAGCCAAUAUCACAAAGAAAUCAAAUGAUUCUCCCCAUUUAGAUGCGCAUAUGAGUACAUCCACAAAUGUAGAAAGUAAAAGCGACUGCAAGGAGCACACAGAAUUGCGACAGCAAAAAGAAACGGAAAUAGAAGAAAUCACACAAAACGCUGAAAAUGUGAAAACUAAUUUCUCGAACAGCAUUAAUGCAGCGUGGGCAUCAUCAACGCCGCAGUCACCACAUCAGAACCUGAAUUUCGAACACACACAGUUGUAUCAAUACGAAUUACCAUCUCCACCUGUGCCACCAGCACCUCCACAGAACUCGCCAGUCGAUUACAAUCCCACAAUCAACACUACUAAUAUGGGCACAUUUGCAUAUAGUGCACUGCCAGCAGCGACACCACUGAAACCACCUACAAAUGCAGCUGCUGCUGCAGCGGCGGCAGCAGUGGCGGCAGCGGCAGCAGCUGCAGCUGCAACAAUACGCACGAAUAGAAGUCGAAUAAUGGAAGGUGAUUUGAUACCAAGCAAAAAAUCGAAACGGAAAACGCACCUUGUGCCUGGGAAAUGGCAGAAAGACAAUGAGGAAGUGGAGGCGAGCGAAGGUGGCAAGGACAAACGGGAUAUGACACCCUUGCCGGGCUUUCAGCAAGCUUUUGGCUCCACAGAAAUCGGUCGUUUCUUCGAAACAUUUCUAUUAAGUCCGCCUGAUUGUCAUAGUUUCAAUGGCACCUACGAAUCUUUCAAUGUCGAAGAGCAAUUGCAACAAAUGCAUCAACAGCAGCAGCAACAGCAACAGCAACAACAACAAAAACACCAAUUACAUAUGCAACAUGAACAGCAACAGUUGCAGCUUAAACAAAUUCAUCAACAACAGCAGCAACAACACCAACAGCAACAGCAACAGCAAUAUGCAUCACACGAUUAUUUUAGUCGUAGAUACUCGGACAAUAGCGGCUAUCACACACAACGGUUACAUGCCAACUAUCCCCACCAGCACCUGCCAGCUACUCACCCAUACUACAGAGGUCAAGCGCAUCCUCCGUACCCGCUCAAUAGCGGCAACAGCUAUCGUGACAUGUGGUUGUAUGGCCGCCGCGCGCCCUCUCCCUAUGACUUGCCUUACGAAUACGGUGGCGCUCGAGCGAGUAGUGGCUCCCCUGCGUCGCCUUAUGAAAUGCCUUUGAGUGCUCGAACGCCCUAUGGCUCUCCGUACGAUCGAUUGGGUUAUAGUUAUGGGCGGAUGAAUGGUAGCUUUAGUGGCAUACGCUGUAACGGUUAUUGAGAUAUAGUAACGUAAGUCAAGUGGCAUAGUAAAUAUUUGUAGUUAAAAACAAAGAAUGAGCAAUUUUCAAACACAUUUUUCCAAAAUGCUUAGUUGCAGAAAUAUGUAAGUAUGUACAUAUUAUGUACUAUAUACGUAUGUAUAUGUUAGAAGUAAUUUAAACAUAAAGCAGUGGUCAUGUGAACGGUUAAUAUAACUAUGUGCCUUUUCGGACAAAAUUCUGGAACGUCUUGUUCAGUUCAAAUAAAUAGGAAGCAUAACCAAAUUUUUGAUCAAAAUUACAAAAUUUAUAAUAAAAUUAUUCGAAGUUGCAUAUUUCUAUUUAGAUACAUACAUACAUAUAUAUGUGUGUAUGUAUUUAUAACUUUUUACUUCUAUCCUAAAUGUAAGUGGGCGAAUACAUUUGUAUGUAUUAGCGGUAAAAAAAAACCUAUGUGAAAUAUAAAAAUUGCGUGCAUACACACAUACACAAAUUGUUUCUUGUCACAAAAAAAAUGUGAAAAUUAGCAAAGGAUUAAAAUCAAAACAAACCGAAUAAUGCAAUAGUACAAUUUUGAGGUAAAUAUGUAUGUAUGUAAAAAGAACUAAAAAUACAAUUUAUCAAUUUACAAAAUAAAA